This is a messenger RNA of Cinara cedri, 4713 nucleotides long. The record is from the annotation of a GenBank genome assembly. Lineage: Eukaryota; Metazoa; Arthropoda; Insecta; Hemiptera; Aphididae.
GAUGUCAGUUUUUGUUACCCUGCCGCCGACCGCCGUUUCAAUAUUUUGAACAUUGCUUAUCAAUAACGGUACUUAAUUUUAGCUUUAUAAAAAAAAAAAACUAAUAGUAUAAUACCUUUUAUUCGUUUUUGCGAACCAACUUUGACUAUUUUAUUAUUGUAAAAUUAAUUAAAAAGUAACAUUUUUGGCGUUAAUAGUUUAUUUCAGCUGCUUAUACAUAGGUGUAGUUAUUACUUAUUAAUCUAAACGUUUGUGUCUAGACAUCCAAUACUUAUUUGUUACUUGCAAAAUCCUUAGACGCACUUGUGUUAAUAUUAAUAUUGCCUAAUUAAUCUAGUUGAUUGUUUGAGCGGUUCUUAGAUGGAUCCCACUGAUUCCAGAAGUCCAGCUGUUUCAAAGGACGGAUCAUUUUAUGGUGUUUUUGUAGAAACAGAAGUCGAUGAUGGUGGUGAGCACUGAAAAUAAUUAAUAUAAUAUUCAAAGACUAUUUUUUUUUUUUUUAAUACCUUAUUUACUUAAUCUACAUUACAGGUAUAAAGAAAGUAUUUACCGAACUUCGAGAAACACUUUCUGUAGUAAAAUAUAAAAAAACUGCUAGGUUUAAAUUGUUUAGAUCUGAAACAGAAGCCGAACGUUUUAGUAUCUUUGGUCAAGAGUCCCCAGUAAAAGAAAUUAUCAAAAAUAAUAAAUCAAAUGACCUUUCUAAUAAUGUUCAUUCGACUAGUUUUAACUUCAAAUCUUUAAAAUCUGAAGAUUUAGUUGCAUUUCGACGUCUCAUUGAAAGUGGAGAACUAGAAAAAGUAAAACAGGCCGUGUAUUCGAAUCCAAGAUUUCUCGUUAGCAGUGGCGAUACACCAUCAAUAAUUCAAGUAAAAUCAUUAAAUACUUUAAAUAUAUAUUUUAUUAAGUAUUCUAAUUUGUAUAUCUAGUUACUAUCAAAAUAAAAACUCAAUUUUAUGUUUACCUUAUGUAAUUUAACUAACGAAUUUAAAAGUAUUUGUUUAUUUAUUUUGAAAUAUAGGUACUCAGAUAUAAGUUUGAGAUAUCAGUUAAUUCUAUACAAUCGGAGAAAAAUAAUCUUAUAAAAACCAUAUUUAAAUUAUUAUUCAUAUUAUAAACACUAUUAAAUACCCAGCUUGUUACUGAUUAUAAAACUAAAUUAAUUGAAAUAUGUAUUUAUUAGUGUUAUUAUUAUUACAAUAUUUAUUAUUGUUUUUAUUAAAAUAACUAAUUUAUUUAGGAAGGAUGUCGAUAUAAUGCUAUGCAUGUAGCUGCUCGAUACAACCAACCAGAAAUUGUUCAUUUCAUAAUGGAAUGUGUUACUAGUUCAGAUUUUAUAAAAAGUUUAUAUGGUAUAGAACAAUCAUAUCUAUCGCGAAGCGAAAUUAUUACAGAUUUGUAUUUAAAUACUCCUGAUAAAGCUGCUAAUGAUACGCCUCUUCAUAUUGCCUCAAAAUUUGGCCAUGUGAAUGUAGUGAAAGAAUUAGUUUCCUAUGACAAAUGCAUAUUGACAUGUUUAAAUAAAUAUGGCCAAACUCCAAAAGACGUAAAUAUUAUUAAUUAAUAAAAUUGUUAUUUAAAACUAAGAUAUCCUAUUAAACAACCUAGGUUAUAUGCUCAAGAAAAAACCAGGACAUGUAUGAUAAUAUAUUAAAUUUGAUUGAAAGUGGAUACUUUGUACCAAUGUGGAAAUCUAAUGACAGUUGUGUACAACCUACAAUUGGUAAACCUUUUUCACCUAAGUCUCCGACAGUAUUUCCAACACUACAGGUUAAAUAAGAAUAUGAAGAUUAAACAUAUUUUCAAGUACUUUUCCUAAUUAAAAUUGAUUUGUAUAUAUAUAUAUUAUUUUUUCCUUUUAGAGUGAAAGCCUUAAACAAUUAAAUCCUGUACUUGAAAUACAAGCUCUGGCUGGACCAAUGAAUGAAUCACAAGCUUUAAAAUUUUGGAAAGAUUGGAAGUCACCAGUGCGAAAAACUCUAUUAUCUUCAACACCUCAAAAAUGUUCAACAAGCCCAAGACAAAACGAGUUUAAUAUCAAAAGUAUUGAAAAAGCAGGAAGGUAAAAUACUAUUUAUAAUAUUUAUUUAAUUUUGUUUGUGAAUUAUUUAUUUAUUUAUUUAUAGAAUUUUAGCUGAAAAAAGAAAAGUUGGCUGGGCUGAGUAUUGGCCAUUUCUUGAUCAAAUAGUUGAUCUUAAGUCUGAUAGAGGUUUAGAUCUACUUGAAAAAUACUUAAAACAAAGAUUUAGUAUGAAAGUAAAGGAUAUUCCUGAAAAAUAUGAACAUGAACCAACUACAUUAUUGAGUCCUAUGAGUGAAUUAUGCAAAGCAUUAGAGACUAUGCGAAUCAGAAGUACCCAAAAGGAAAAAAGUCCCAAACGAUCUACUCUUGUACCUUAUACUUGCCUUGUAAAAUCCUGUAAAGUAUGUACGUUAAAUUAAGUAAUAAUAAUAAAGAUUAAAUUAAUAUUAUUAUUUGUUUUAUGUUAAGGUUUUAGGAGAGCGCCUGUUAAAAGUUAUAAUAUCGGAAUAUAAAGAUAUGCAAAAUAUCAAACCAUUAGCUAAUCAAUUAUGUCAUGAAGUUAGACAUUUGUUAGUUUUAGAAGAUAGUUUCUAUUCAGAUAUUCGUUUUGAUUCAAAUAUACAGGGUAAAAUUCACGAAAGAGUAGCCGAGUAUCUUUGUCAAUUGUUAAUCGAUCAUUUAGAACUUAACGUUGAUAUUUCUUCAGUACUAACUAAACUUCAGAAGUAUUAUGCGUAAGAAAAUUUUAAGUUUUUAAUAUUUUUUACCAGAGGUAUUUAGAUAAUAUAUUUAAAUCAGUUUAACCGUUUUUUAACAAUACAUAUCACAUCUAUUUUUAGACAUAUGCAAAAAUAAAUCUCUAAACAUAUAUAACACAAAUAUUUUGUAAUACUUUUGAAAUUUUUAAAUGAUGUAAUGAAUUACUAGGAAUUUUUAUAUUGGUUUGAGUUACACACUUUAAAAAAAUUCAUUAUACUUACCAUUUGUAAUUAAAUUGUAUAUAGAAAAAUUAAACUUAUUAUAGUUAUCAUGCAAUUGGAAGUCGUAGUGAAAUAACUGCAGCUUGUUUGGUAUCUCUCAUGUGUAAGAUUUGGCAUGAAAAAUUGUAUAAUAUAAAUGGUAUGGAAUUUAUUGAUGACGAAGAAAAUUUUAAACAGUGGUUUUUAACUAUUGAUCCAUGUUCUUGUAAUAUUGAAGCUAAACCUCCAUUAAAACCAAUUCAAUUAUUUUUGGGUAAUAUAAAUAUAAUUAAUAUAGUAAUAUAAUUUAUAGUAAUUACUUAUUCUUCUUCUACUUUACUUUCAUCUCAACUAUUUGGGAUCAAUUAGAAUUAUUAUACAUAUUUUAUUUUUAAUUUUCUAAGGUCCAAUAAUUUGCUAGAUUUGCCAGAAAAAUUGUGUACAAACCUAAUCUAUUUUAUCCUACCAGUGUACAAAUUCAUGAUAUUCCACAAAUAAAUAUGUUUGAAAAACUGGGCCUAAGUUUUGUUACAUUAAUAUUAUGUAUUUAAUAUAACCAUUUAUUUUCUUUUAAAUUACAAAUAUCUAAUAUAGAGUUAAAGUUUUAAAAAUGUUUUUAUUUUUACUAUUGAUCCAUAAUAUAAAUAAUAGAUUACUUCAUUGACUAUUAUAUAUAUUGUCUAUAAUUUAUUACUGUAUUUAUAUGGUUUUUUCCUUUUAAUUAGAUGACUCUCAUUUAAAAACAUCAUUGGAUAAUAAAGAAUCUAAAAAUGAUUCCCGGAAUGGUAAAUACAAAUUUCCAUCUGUUCAAUUAGAUAAUAGUUAUUGUUGAAAAUGUACUUAUAUGAUUAAUUUGUUGACUAAUUAUUUAUAACUUUAGACUAUGAUUCAGAUGAAGACAUUUUUUCAAGUGCUCCAACUAGUCCGUGUAGUGGAUAUUCUUCAUCUGAUGAAUCAAAUAUGUUUUAUAAUGCUGAACGUGAUUUUUCUUAUUUGUUAUUUGCCAGGUAACUUAAGUAAUAAUUCUAAAAACCAUUAGAUUCUGAAUAAAUCGGAGUCACAUACACAUACUUUAAUUUUAAUUAUUAGCAAACUUAAUAGAUUAUUUUUAACAAUUGUGAUUCAAAUUAUUUAGAAAACUGAAAUGUUAUUUAUUUUUAAAAAAUCUUUUGAAUUAUAAUAAAAUAUUAUGCACGUAUAUUAUUAAAAUCUUACAAAAUAAAAAUUAUAAUAUUUUAUCAAAUUUUAUGUAUGGGCUAUCAAAUCUCAAAUGCUUAAAUAGUUAAACUAGAUAUUUUUUUUUUUUUCAGGGAUAAUCCUAUAGAUGAGGAUUUUGAAAUAUUUGAUGCUAUUAAUGGUAUAAGUGUUGAGUCUAAUAAAUAUCCAUGGCUAUAUAGAUGGUUGUAUUCAAUGAAUGACUAUAAUAAUGUAAACAGUCUGUGAUAAAAAAAAAUUAACACAAAUGUAUUUAUUUUAAUCUGAUGAAUUAUUUAGUAAUUACUAAUAAAUGUUAAAUUUGUAAUGUUAGAAUAAGUUAGAACAGAAAACAUAAUUUCUAUUAGUAAUGUAACACUGUUUUGUACUAUUUGCAAUAUUUUGUGUAAUUUAUUGUUUAUUUUAAAAUAAUUUAUGUAACUGAUUGAUCUUUAUAUUGGUCCAAAAAGGAAAUUCUAAAAUGCUAUAAUAUGUACUGUUCAUAAAAAUAUACUUUUGGAUCUUAAAUUAUUAUAA